CUCACUCCAUCCAGUGCCGCAGCCGGAAAACCGCAGCAGCGGCGGCAGCGGCUAAGGGGGAAUGACCAGGAGGCAAAAGAGGAAAAACAUACAGGGGCGUAAUUGAUAAGGCAGGAACUGAGGGCUUGGGAUUCACUGCCUCUCCCACGCCGUCAACAGGGAGGAAAACCCGGGACGCUGCGGCAGCCUCCGGCGGCAGGAGGAAGAGGAGACGGAGACGGGAGGGGAUCGCAGAGAGGGCCGCCGCCGGCCUGGGAGCCGCAGUGAUUUUGACGUUUUCCGCUGCUUCGUCUGCUGCCGUCCCGGCGGCCGGGCUGCGCUGCCACCCCCGCCCCGCGUGCCCUGCUCCUCCCGCUCGUCCCUCCGUCCGCCCGGAACCUGAGGGGUCUCCCCGCUCCGAGGGAGGGGAAGAGGGAGGCGGGGGCGUGCGGGCAUCGCGAUGGCGGGGACAUUUUCCACAACUUGAUUGUUAAACGAUUCCACCCCCCCCCCUUUCCUCAAAAUUCCGGGCCCUUCCAGCCUCCACCCUCCCCCAAGCCUGUGUGACUAAACCGAGACAAAGGGGAGGCGGCCUGGCUUACACGCGCGCUCGCGGGGCGGGUGACUCCGAGGGGCGCCGGCGCGGGGCGGACGCUCGCACGGACGCACGGACGGACGGACGGACGGACGGACGCGACGCCGCCACAUUCCUAUGCCCGGGAGGAGCGGUGGAGGUUCCGGCGGGAGGCUGCGGGCUCGCUGAGCAGAUAGCUGAGCUUCUCCCCAGUCGCCACCCGGGCGGGCCUCGCCCUGGCCCUGAUGGUUUGAUCUCGCCUCCCCUCCUGACCCUGGCGGCAGCGAGGCCACACCAUGUGAAGGUUAGAGCCGGAGCACCCCGAGGAGCCGCUGUGAAAGAUGGGGGAUGCCGCAGACCCCAGGGAGAUGAGAAAGACCUUCAUUGUUCCAGCCAUCAAGCCUUUUGACCACUAUGAUUUCUCCAGGGCCAAAAUCGCCUGCAAUCUGGCCUGGUUGGUGGCCAAAGCCUUUGGAACAGAAAAUGUGCCAGAGGAACUGCGAGAACCAUUUUAUACAGAUCAGUAUGACCAGGAACACAUCAAACCGCCUGUUGUUAAUUUGCUUCUAUCGGCUGAAUUGUACUGUCGUGCUGGGAGUCUUAUUCUCAAGAGUGAUGCUGCAAAACCCCUUUUGGGCCAUGAUGCUGUAAUCCAGGCUUUAGCGCAAAAGGGUCUUUAUGUCACAGACCAGGAAAGAUUGGUAACUGAACGAGAUCUCCACAAGAAACCUAUACAGAUGAGUGCCCAUUUGGCCAUGAUAGACACCCUAAUGAUGGCUUAUACUGCAGAAAUGGUCAGUAUAGAGAAAGUAAUUGCAUGUGCCCAGCAGUAUUCAGCUUUUUUUCAAGCGACGGAUCUGCCCUAUGAUAUUGAGGAUGCCGUCAUGUACUGGAUAAAUAAGGUAAAUGAACAUUUGAAAGACAUAAUGGAACAAGAACAGAAAUUGAAAGAACACCACACAGUUGAAGCUCCAGUAGGUCAAAAGUCUCCUUCCAAAUGGUUUUGGAAACUGGUUCCAGCUCGUUAUAGGAAAGAACAAACAUUGCUUAAGCAAUUGCCUUGCAUUCCACUGGUAGAAAAUUUGUUGAAGGAUGGUACAGACGGUUGUGCUUUAGCUGCCCUUAUUCAUUUUUACUGUCCUGAUGUUGUCAGAUUAGAGGAUAUUUGUUUGAAAGAAGCGAUGUCUUUGGCUGAUAGCCUGUAUAAUCUGCAGCUGAUUCAAGAAUUUUGCCAAGAAUAUUUAAACCAAUGUUGCCAUUUCACCCUUGAAGAUAUGCUCUAUGCUUCUUCAUCCAUAAAGAGUAAUUAUUUGGUGUUCAUGGCAGAGCUCUUCUGGUGGUUUGAAGUUGUGAAGCCAUCAUUUGUACAACCUCGUGUUGUUUGCCCACAAGAAGCUGAACCUGUGAAAGAUAUGCCUUCAAUUCCUGUUUUGAAUGCUGCCAAAAGAAAUGUCUUGGAUAACUCAUGUAGUUCUGACAUCAGUUCAAGUGGGGAAGGAGCUACAUUUCCACAGUCUCAUCAUCAUUUACCUUCUAGACAGUCACGUCCCCAAGCUGAUUCUUCAAUCUCAGGAGGAAUUAGAAGGUCUUCAUCUAUGUCUUAUGUUGAUGGUUUCAUAGGGACAUGGCCCAAAGAGAAAAGAUCAUCAGUGCAUGGAGUUUCAUUUGAUAUUUCUUUUGAUAAAGAAAAUAGUGUGCAGAGGUCUACUCCAAACAGAGGAAUUAUUCGUUCUAUUAGUAAUGAGGGACUUACUCUGAACAAUAAUCGUGUAUCUAAACACAUUAGGAAAAAUCUGUCCUUCAAGCCAGUAAAUGGAGAAGAGGAAGCAGAAAGCAUUGAAGAAGAACUUAAUAUGGACUCUCAUAGUGACCUCAAAUCUUACUUGUCCCUUAAUACAAAUGAACUAAACUCUAAUGAAAAUAUUCAUUACAAGCCUCCAAACGGAGCUUUGCAAAAUAGAAUGCUUCUAGAUGAGUUUGGCAAUCAGAUAGAGACACCAAGCAUUGAAGAAGCAUUACAAAUAAUUCAUGAUACUGAAAAAUCUCCCCAUACACCUCAGCCAGAUCAAAUUGCAAAUGGUUUUUUUCUUCAUAGCCAGGAAAUGAGUAUCCUAAAUUCCAAUAUCAAGCUAAGUCAAUCUAGUCCUGAUGACAGAACUGAUACAAAAGGUGGCUUGAGUCCCAUAACUGACAAUACUGAAGUAGACACUGGAAUUCAUGUCCCUUCAGAAGAUAUUCCUGAAACUAUGGAUGAAGAUUCCUCUUUGAGAGAUUAUACCGUAAGCUUAGACUCCGACAUGGAUGAUGCAUCUAAAUUUCUUCAGGAUUACGAUAUGCGAACCAACAACCCCCGAGAAGCUUUGAGUCCUUGUCCAAGUACUGUAAGUACCAAGUCUCAACCAGGCAGCAGUGCUUCUUCUAGUUCUGGAGUUAAAAUGACCAGCUUUGCUGAACAGAAAUUCAAGAAACUGAAUCAUACUGAUGGAAGAAGUAGUGGAAGCAGUUCUCAAAAAACUACACCAGAGGGUUCUGAACUUAAUAUUCCUCAUGUAGUUGCUUGGGCACAAAUUCCAGAAGAAACAAGUCUUCCACAAGGACGGGAUACUACCCAGCUGUUGGCUUCUGAAAUGGUGCAUCUUAGGAUGAAACUAGAAGAAAAGAGGCGUGCUAUAGAAGCCCAGAAAAAGAAAAUGGAAGCUGCUUUUACUAAGCAGAGGCAGAAAAUGGGAAGGACAGCAUUCCUUACUGUAGUGAAAAAGAAAGGGGAUGGGAUUUCCCCUCUUCGAGAGGAAGCAGCUGGUGCAGAAGAUGAAAAGGUAUACACUGACCGAUCAAAAGAAAAGGAAUCACAAAAAGCUGAUGGACAGAGGAGCAAGUCUCUGGCAGAUAUAAAAGAAAGCAUGGAGAAUCCUCAAGCCAAAUGGCCAAAGUCCCCAACCACACCUGUUGAUCCUGAGAAGCAGUGGAACCUCGCAAGCCCCUCAGAAGAAACUUUAAAUGAAGGGGAGAUUUUAGAAUAUACAAAAUCCAUUGAAAAGUUAAAUUCAUCUCUGCAUUUUCUACAACAAGAAAUGCAGCGCUUGUCCCUUCAGCAGGAGAUGUUAAUGCAAAUGAGAGAACAACAAUCUUGGGUGAUUUCACCUCCACAGCCCUCUCCACAGAAACAGAUUAGAGACUUUAAAUCUUCUAGGCAGACAGGCCUGUCCUCUCCCAUUGCACCGUUCUCUUCUGACUCCCCUCGUCCUACUCAUCCAUCUCCACAAUCUUCUAACAGGAAAACUACAUCUUUUUCUGUUAAAAAUCAAAGGACUCCCAGGCCAAAUGAAUUAAAAAUACCACCUUUGAAUCGAACCUUGACCCCCCCUCGGUCUGUAGAUAGUCUUCCUAGGUUGAGGAGGUUUUCACCAAGUCAGGUUCCUAUUCAGACCAGGUCAUUUGUAUGUUUUGGAGAUGAUGGGGAACCUCAGUUAAAGGAACCCAAACCUAGGGAGGAAGUUAAAAAAGAGGAAUUAGAAUCCAAAGGGACUUUGGAACAGCACAUACAUAAUCUAGAAGAAAAGGAAAUCAAACCUUUUGAGUCAACAGUUUCAGAAGUACUCUCACAGCCCAUCACAGAGACUAUAUGUUUAACACCAAAUGAGGAGCUACUGAAUCAAUCCACAGAACCACCUCCUAAACCUGUUUUCCCACCUACAGCUCCUAAAAAUGUUAAUCUAAUAGAAGUUUCCCUCUCAGAAUUGAAAGCCCCUGAAAAGGCUGAUGUAUCUGUUGAAAAAUAUGAUGGAGAAAGUGAUAAAGAACAAUUUGAUGAUGAUCAGAAAGUAUGCUGUGGAUUCUUUUUUAAGGAUGAUCAGAAAGCAGAAAAUGAUAUGGCAAUGAAACGGGCAGCUUUAUUGGAGAAACGAUUAAGAAGGGAAAAAGAGACUCAGCUUCGGAAACAACAGCUGGAAGCAGAAAUGGAGCAUAAGAAAGAAGAGACAAGGCGUAAAACUGAGGAAGAACGUCAGAAGAAAGAAGAUGAGAGAGCACGCAGAGAAUUUAUUAGACAAGAAUAUAUGAGACGAAAACAAUUGAAACUAAUGGAAGAUAUGGACACAGUAAUUAAACCCCGUCCUCAAAUAGCAAAACAAAAAAAACAGCGCCCAAAAUCUAUUCAUAGAGAUCAUAUUGAAUCCCCUAAAACACCAAUAAAAGGUCCUCCAGGGUCACGAAUUUAUCGUGUUUUUUCAGUCUCUAGCCUUUCUUUGGCAUCACUGAACACAGGAGAUAAUGAGAGUAUACAUUCAGGCAAGAGGACACCCAGAUCAGAGUCUGUAGAAGGCUUCUUAUCUCCAAGUCGUUGCGGCAGUCGAAAUGGAGAAAAAGACUGGGAAAAUGCAUCAACAACAUCUUCAGUGGCUUCUGGAACAGAAUACACAGGACCAAAGCUCUAUAAAGAACCCAGUGCAAAAUCCAAUAAACACAUAAUACAAAAUGCUUUAGCUCAUUGCUGUUUGGCUGGAAAAGUAAAUGAAGGUCAGAAGAAAAAAAUACUGGAGGAAAUGGAGAAGUCAGACGCCAACAACUUCUUAAUCUUGUUCCGGGAUUCAGGCUGCCAGUUCAGGUCUUUGUAUACUUACUGCCCAGAAACUGAAGAAAUCAAUAAACUGACUGGGAUAGGCCCUAAAUCUAUCACUAAAAAAAUGAUUGAGGGACUUUACAAAUAUAACUCUGACAGGAAACAGUUUAGCCACAUACCUGCUAAAACUUUAUCUGCCAGUGUUGAUGCAAUUACCAUACAUAGCCAUUUAUGGCAGACCAAGAGACCAGUAACACCCAAAAAACUUUUACCCACUAAGGCAUAGGAGUUGGGAAAUGUUUGCUUCAGAACAUUCAUGAUAAAUUUGCACUUCAUGUUUCCUGCCUAUAGAAAAUCUUUCUAAUUGCCAACAAGAUUUUAUUAAUUAAAACUGGACUUUAAGCUCUGUUGUCAUGAACAACUGGAAUGUAAACUACAGUAUUUUGGAGUGCAGAAGAUUCUCACUUUAGGUGAUAAGUCCAACUGAUGAAGGAAAUGUUUUGAUUCACAAGUGGAGAUUUGUACACGUUAGCAGGUUCACCUGCUUGAUGGCAGUUACACUGAAGCACUGAAUUGUCAUCUACACUAGUUGGACUUAUGGUUGAAAUAUGGCUGAGAUUACAGAUUAUGUGUUUUAUUUGUUGCUUCUUGUUUUUUAACCUUUUAAUGUAUAUGCUUGUCUUAAAUGGUUUAUUUUGCUAUUUUUUCUCUCCUGGGGGUUUAUUCUAAGAUACCUUUUUAUUGUGUUUCAUGUGGAGAUCAUGAGAGUAGGAAAUACACCUUCAGAAGAAACCUGCACCUUUCUUAUUGUGCUAAGAGAAACACUAGCUUUUAUUUUUACAUGUCAUAUUUUAAUGGUGUUAAAACUUUUGCAAAAAUCAUUCUGCCAAGUAUUUACAAUUCUGUAUUUAUUAUUUACUCAAGUAUUAACAUUUCUCUAUUAAAUAAGAGGAGGUGAUGUAAAGAGCUGCUAGUAGGUUCACUUUAAACCACAUGAGUUUUAACCAAGAAUAUGUUCUAAGAAAUUGCUGAUUAAAUCAGUGCUGUUUUCCCACAACUUCUGGCCAACUCAGAAUCAUUUAGAUUGCUCUUUUAAGGAAAAAAAAAACACAAGAUUUUCUAUCUCUUUUAAAGUAAGUCACUUUAUAAACUGCCAGAAGUGAAUGACACUUUGAGAGUAGUCUUUCAAUCUGACGAUGUAAGACUUU
Molecule: messenger RNA, 6319 nt
Organism: Choloepus didactylus (southern two-toed sloth)
Lineage: Eukaryota; Metazoa; Chordata; Mammalia; Pilosa; Megalonychidae
Gene: CAMSAP2
Product: calmodulin regulated spectrin associated protein family member 2
Exons: 18
Coding region: 895-5397 (1500 amino acids)
Biological process (GO): cytoplasmic microtubule organization; negative regulation of microtubule depolymerization; neuron projection development
Cellular component (GO): microtubule minus-end
Molecular function (GO): calmodulin binding; spectrin binding; microtubule minus-end binding
Source: RefSeq, a predicted model, not a curated record